Molecule: messenger RNA, 393 nt
Organism: Miscanthus lutarioriparius
Lineage: Eukaryota; Viridiplantae; Streptophyta; Magnoliopsida; Poales; Poaceae
Source: the annotation of a GenBank genome assembly
AUGGUGGGGGGACGAGGAGGAGGGAUGGGGCGGCGGCAGGAGCGGCAGGCCCUGAUGGUGGCGUUCGCGUUGGCGCUGCUCAUGGGCACCGCCGUCUACUUCCGCAUCUGGACCCGCCAGUCUAGCGACCCCACCUUUACCGCCGACGACCGCGAGGAGCUCCGGAGACAAUUUGAACAAGCAAACCUAGAAGCGAUGGAUGAAUCUGCCGAAUGGAGGAUGCAAUAUGACAAAGAGGUAGAGAAAAACAGGCAGUUGCAUGAUGAACUUUCAAAGGUUAAGGCCUCGUUAGCUGGUACAGCCCGUCGUCUUGAGUUGUUGCAGAAGGAUAACGAAUUGCAGAAGCGGCAGACUGAAUCACUGAGGCAGCAAUGCAAUUGCACUCUCCAUUGA